CUUCCUCUGUGCAUGUUCGGCCAUGUUUUAAUGCAUAUUAUCCUUUCAGAAAUAGCUGUGUAUUCAACAACUUGUAUCUUUAAACAAAAGUGUUUGUAUAGAUUUGCAGCUUUUUUCUUAGCACACUUGCACAAUGGUUUACACUUAAGACUUAUGGCGACAAAAUUGAUAUACAGCAUGAUAGUAUCAUUGAUACGUACGCGAUUUUACUAGGCAGCAGUACACAAAAGAUUGCAAAUACGUAAACGCAAUCGGGAAUCAUUUGUAAGUUCAUAUUUCCCACACUCACUCAGCUCCAGCAAACCGUACGAGUAACAUGAGGAAGAAGCAGAAUGUCAGGAACAGAAAAUCUGAGGAGGCUCCUGUGGUUCAAGAAUUUGUUGUGGAGAAGAUCAUAGAAAGGCGUGUUGUAGAGGGGAAAGUUGAAUUCUACCUGAAGUGGAAGGGAUUUACAGAUGCUGAUAAUACGUGGGAGCCUGAAGAAAAUCUGGACUGCCCAGAACUCAUUGAAGAAUUCUUGAAGACCCUGAACAUCUCGCCGGAGAUAGACGAGACCAGUAACCAACUGCUGGUGGAGCAGAACGAAGUGGAAGAAAGCAGUAAGGAGUGCCAGGCAGACGAACCCCAGGAAGCCAAUGAGAAUGAAGAGGCCGACCAGCCAACAGGGUUUGCCAGUGGAUUUGAACCAGAGCGCAUCAUUGGAUCUACAGAUAGCAAAGGGGAGUUAAUGUUCCUGAUGAAAUGGAAGGACUCGAAGGAGGUAGAGUUAGUGCCAGCCAGAGAAGCCAGUGUAAAGUGUCCUCAGGUUGUAAUUGCUUUCUAUGAGGAUAAACUUACCUGGCAUGCAUGCCCUGAAGAUGAACAGCAAUAAAACUUUCUUGGCAGUGCUGAAAGGUUUCACAGGAGAACAUUGCUUGAUAUAUUCAAAAUGAGGGCAGCUCUACUACUUUGACUGCUGCUUUGUAUACUCUAUGGCAGGCCUGGUCCUGGAGAGCCACAAUCCAGCAGGUUUUAUAGCUAACCCUUAAUCGUCCAUUUCUAAAGACUUGGAACAAUUUCAUUUUGACUAGUUAAGCAGGUAAUUUGUUCAAUUAAGUAAUUUAGAAACAAUUUGAAACAAAAGCCUACACACUGCAGCUCUCGUGGACCAGAGCUGACCACUCCUGAUAUAAUUGAACACAUUAACUUGGUGAUUAAGGGUUACCUGUAAAACCUGCUGGAUUAUGGCUCUCCAGGACUAGGGUUGGCCUGCUCUAUGGGAUGUGCUGCUACAGUAUACCUUGUUUAAUAUUGAUUUUUUUAAUUAUUCCAUUAGGAUCCCUUACAUUAAAGUAGCUGUCUCCUUGGCUGAUGCAUUCUCCUUAGUUAAUAUAUCUCUUAUUACAACAGAAGAAUUGCUUGUCUAAAGAUUGUUCUGUAUUAUUGAUGAUAACAUUUUAUUUUAGUCUUAAUUUUAAUUACUAUUCUUUAGUAGUAUCCAGCGUUAUCUAAAUUUGUAAAUUAUUAUUAUUAAAAAAAAAAAGUUGACAGUAAAUCAAAGAUUUAUGUUUUAUUAGUGAGGUUCAUCUUUUUCAAAGGUAUGUUAAAUUGAAUAUUUCGUACCUAAUUAAUAAUCACAUUUCAUGCUGCUGACAUUUUUCCUCUUAUUCUUUGUCUUACUUAUCUGCAUGUUUGCUGUAUAAUGUUCUGUAUUAUGUAAUGCUACUCAUAAUUGAAAAAAUUGCAAUACAAA
This is a messenger RNA of Acipenser ruthenus (sterlet), 1732 nucleotides long. Its product is annotated as chromobox protein homolog 3-like. Gene Ontology annotation, cellular component: nucleus; pericentric heterochromatin. Gene Ontology annotation, biological process: negative regulation of transcription by RNA polymerase II; chromatin organization. The record is from RefSeq and is a predicted model, not a curated record. The transcript is spliced from 5 exons. Bases 317 to 871 code for a protein of 184 amino acids. Gene Ontology annotation, molecular function: chromatin binding. Lineage: Eukaryota; Metazoa; Chordata; Actinopteri; Acipenseriformes; Acipenseridae.